Hirundo rustica (Barn swallow) is the source of this 2632-nucleotide messenger RNA. RefSeq names its product telomeric repeat binding factor 2 (gene TERF2). The transcript is spliced from 10 exons. Gene Ontology annotation, biological process: regulation of telomere maintenance via telomerase; protein localization to chromosome, telomeric region; negative regulation of telomeric D-loop disassembly. NCBI's taxonomy places the organism in Eukaryota, Metazoa, Chordata, Aves, Passeriformes, Hirundinidae. Gene Ontology annotation, molecular function: double-stranded telomeric DNA binding; protein homodimerization activity; telomerase activity. Bases 43 to 1947 code for a protein of 634 amino acids. Gene Ontology annotation, cellular component: nucleus; shelterin complex; chromosome, telomeric region. The record is from RefSeq and is a predicted model, not a curated record.
GUGCCGCGCUGGUGGCGUCACGUCCGGUAGUGUCUCGGCGGGAUGGCGGCGCGGCGAUCGGCGCGGCUGGAGCGGAACCAGGACCAGAACCAGGACCAGGACCCCGAUCCCGACUGGGCCGGGAUGGCGGCGCUGCCCGAGAAGACCGUGAACGGCUGGGUCCUGCAGUUCUACUUCCACCGCGCCAUCGAGGCCUAUCGCUCCGGGCGCAACCGUGAUUUCCGCCAGUUCCGCGACAUCAUGCAAGCCCUUUGUCCUACAGCGCUGCUCGUGCGGCCCCUGGACAGGGAGCCGGAGAUGGCCCAGAUGCUCCGGAUAAUGCAGCUGCUGUCGCGGGUCGAGGAGGGCGAGAACCUCGGGAAGCGCCGUGACCCCCCCCCAAACGUAUGGAUGCCAAUUCUUAUAGAUUGCACCUUCGACAAGGAGUCAGAGCUGACCCCACUUGAGUCGGCCUUGCUUGUCCUGGACUUCAUCCAUGAGGAAUUCUCUGUGGCGGACAAGACCAUGGAGGCUGUGCAGAAAAUGGUGAAAGAAGCUGCUGUUGUUGUUUGCAUCAGAAACAAGGAGUUUGAAAAAGCUUCUGAUAUCGUCAAGAAGUACAUGGGAAAGGAGCCCAGAAACCAAAAGAAGAAGAAUGAGUGGCUGGCUGUCAUCAGGGAGAAGAAUCCCUCUCAUCCAAAGGUCAAAAACUUCUCCUACGAGGACUUCCAGCAGAGCAUCUUUGAGUUCCUGAAGGGCUACAUGGACGACUCGGAGCCAGCGCUGCUGACGCUGCUGAAAAAGACUUUGAAUUCGGAACAUGCCGACAAAGGAAAAUCCUCGCUGGAGACUUCUGAGUGUGCAGAUGGGCUGAACAACCACGCAGCAGCUCCCGAGACUUCCAGAGGGGCAGAGGGCCCAGCCAGAGCUCCAGAGGUCUCGGGAACGGUGGAGGGCCCAGCCAGAGCUCAAGAGGUCUCGGGAACGGUGGAGGACCCAGCAAAAGCUCCAGAGCCUGCAGGAGCAACAGAAGACCUGGAGGGAGCUCCCGGCCCUGCAGAAAGGGCAGCUGGUCCCACAGCAGCUCCAGAGAUUAUGGAAGAAGCUGGUGGCUCUGCAGCAACUGUGGAACCUAUGGAAGUAGCCACUGACCCAGCAGCAACACCUGAACAUUUAACGGCAGCGUACGACACCGUGAAGGGCGCUGCAGAGCCUAUGGAAAUAGCUGAAGAAGCAGCAGCAGCAGCCCCAGAACUCCCCAGAGUGUCCACCAGGGAAUCACAAAGGCAGCCCCCCGGAGCUGUAACCUCGUAUGGGAUUUCUGUUCUGAGAGAAGCUUUCAAGAUCCUGUCGGACUCCGGGGACUCGGACGCACUUUUCACCAAGCUGGAUGAAACAGACUUGCCUUCCCCCAAGCAACUGUCUCCUUCUGUAUCCCACAGAACCAAGAGAUGCAGAGAAACCGAGAAUCAAGCUUCUGAGACCUCAGAGCCUCCUGAAAUACCCCGUAUCAAAAACUUGUUCAGCAUAAGCAAUCUGAUCGUGGAGAUGGAUGGCUCGUCCAGCAAGUCGAGCGAGGAGUGCCCCGACUCUUCCCAGGAGCACGUGGUCUCCUCUGCUUCCAAACCUGCUCCGAAACUGCCUGACGAGCCCUUGUCUGCCCAGAGUGAGAAAUCCCUCCAAGGAAGGUGGAACAGCUCCUGUGGCACGGAGGAGAAGGACAGUUGGAGCGACGAGGAUGAGCUCUUUGCAAAUGCAGCGUCGCUUGAGAAAAGCAACGUCUCCAAGAUCACCAGCUCCAAGAAACAGAAAUGGACGGUGCAGGAGAGCGAGUGGAUCAAGGAAGGGGUGAAGAAGUACGGGGAAGGGAGGUGGAAAUCCAUCUGCCUGAAGUACCCUUUCCAGAACCGCACAUCAGUGAUGAUCAAGGAUCGCUGGCGGACCAUGAAGAAACUGGGAAUGCUCUGAAGUUGGGAGCUCAGUUUGUUUUUUUGGAGCUCAGUUUGUUUUUUAGGAGCUAAGUUUGGGGUUUUUUGGAAGCUGGAGCAGAGUUCUGUCUGUGCCAGUGUGGGGAGCCCCUCUGGCACCAUGAGUGAGAGGAACCCAGGAACCUUGUUUUCCAGCUGUGGAUCAGUGUGCUGCACCUGACCACUGCAGCUGCUGGAAUGAUUCCCAGCUGUUUGUUCUGCUCAGGUGUGAUCAGGAUCUCAUAGGUGACUAUUAUUUGUGCUUUAGUUGUCUGGUCUCUGAAUCACUUGUUGAAAACGAGUUUGUUUGUUAUCACUCCCUUGUGGAGGAGAUGCAGCACUGAUUCCCUGAGCUUCUGUGGGGAAGAAAUCCAGGCAAGAGGAUCUACUUAGAAUUUUUUUUCCUCCAUUCAUUUUUGCUUUGUAAAUGGCUAAUCUGUGAGGAGAAUUUCCUCCCUUCCAGCUCUGAGGCUUUAAAAAGCUAAAGUUACUUCAUGUUUCAGUAUUUGGAACUGUUUGUUUCCAUUGUAAAAAUUCCAGUUGUCUGACUUUAGUCAUGUUUUCUUUGCACUUUUUGUGGUACUGCCCUUGCUGGCUGUGAGUUCCAAGGCUGCCACGUGUUCCUGCCUUCAAGUUCCAAAGCUGGAACAGUUGUUUAUAAAAUAAAGUUCUUUACUUGGUUAGUA